Molecule: messenger RNA, 1032 nt
Organism: Lampris incognitus (smalleye Pacific opah)
Lineage: Eukaryota; Metazoa; Chordata; Actinopteri; Lampriformes; Lampridae
Gene: hibadhb
Product: 3-hydroxyisobutyrate dehydrogenase b
Exons: 8
Coding region: 7-999 (330 amino acids)
Biological process (GO): L-valine catabolic process
Cellular component (GO): mitochondrion
Molecular function (GO): NAD binding; 3-hydroxyisobutyrate dehydrogenase activity; NADP binding
Source: RefSeq, a predicted model, not a curated record
AGAAGCAUGGCCGCUGUGUUGAGGGGUUCUCGGUGCCUAUUUGUAAGCUGUUACAAAAAUGUUGACUUUGCGUUCGUCUCCACAAGGUCUAUGGCCUCAAAGACACAGGUGGGGUUCGUUGGGCUGGGCAAUAUGGGAAACCCAAUGGCAAAGAACCUGCUGAAACAUGGAUACCCAGUCAUUGCUACAGAUGUAUUCCCCGAGUCAUGUAAAGAACUUCAGGAGCUAGGCGCACAGAUUCUGGAUAAUCCUGCUGAGGUAGCAGACAAGGCAGAUCGUAUUAUCACAAUGCUUCCUUCAAGUCCCAAUGUCAUUGAUGUGUACACUGGACCUAAUGGGAUCCUCAAAAAGGUGAAGAAAGGUUCACUACUCAUUGACUCCAGCACCAUUGACCCAGCCGUUUCAAAGGACAUGGCAGUUGCUGCAGAGAAGAUGGGAGCCGUUUUUAUGGAUGCGCCUGUGUCAGGAGGUGUGGGUGCUGCAAGUUCAGGGAAGUUGACUUUCAUGGUGGGAGGAGCCGAGGAGGAAUUCACCGCAGCCAAGGAGCUGCUCAGUUGCAUGGGAGCCAAUGUGGUGUACUGUGGUCAGGUUGGGACUGGGCAGGCAGCUAAAAUCUGUAACAACAUGCUGCUGGCCAUAGGAAUGAUCGGCACUUCGGAGACGAUGAACCUGGGAAUCAGACUCGGUCUCGAUCCUAAGCUGCUGGCCAAGAUCUUGAACAUGAGUUCUGGCCGCUGUUGGUCCAGUGACACCUACAACCCGGUGCCUGGAGUCAUGGAAGGAGUCCCCUCUGCCAAUAACUACCAGGGAGGCUUUGGCACCCAGCUGAUGGCUAAGGAUCUGGGCCUGGCGCAGAACACCGCCACCAACACCAAGACGCCGGUCCCUCUCGGCUCCCUGGCCCACCAGAUCUACCGUAUGAUGUGUGCGCGGGGGUACGCCGGCAAAGAUUUCUCCUCCGUGUUCCAGUUCCUGCGUGAGGAGGAGGGCCAGCAGUGAGAGAGAGAGAGGAGAGAGAGAGGAGAGAGAGAG